CCCGAGCGCGCCGUGGCCCGGGGGCUCCGGCCGCUGGUUCUUUCCGGGCCGGCUGCCCGCGGCUGCGGCCGUGCCCGUUCGUAACGCCUCGCCGUGCUCCUGCCCGCCGAGAGCCGCGGCUCCCUUGCGACUCUAGAGUACGGCGCGAAGGGAGGAGGCGUGGGUGGUGAGAGGUGUUCCGCGGCUGGCCUGCGAGUGGCUCGUCACGAGAGAUACCUAUUAUGGCUUCAUCAUCAACACCUAAAUAUAAUUCAAACUCUUUGGAGAGCUCCUCAAUUAAAAGGACUCUAAAAGAUGGCACUAACUGGGAACAAAAUGAGGAAAUACCUCGUCUGCCAGGAGAAACUAGAGUUACAGACAAGGAUGUUAUUUAUAUUUGUCCAUUCAAUGGCCCUGUUAAAGGACGAGUGUACAUCACAAACUACAGACUAUACCUAAGAAGUGUGGAAACUGACCCAACUGUGGUACUGAAUGUUCCUUUGGGUGUAAUUUCAAGGAUUGAAAAAAUGGGAGGAGCUUCAAGCAGAGGAGAGAAUUCUUAUGGAUUAGAUAUAACAUGUAAAGAUAUGAGAAAUCUACGGUUUGCAUUAAAACAAGAAGGGCACAGUAGAAGAGAUAUAUUUGAAGUCCUCACAAAACAUGCUUUUCCUCAAUCGCAUAACUUGCCUUUUUUUGCUUUUGCAAAUGAAGAAAAGUUUUCCGAAAAUGGAUGGAUGGUGUAUAAUCCAAUGUGCGAAUACAGGAGACAAGGACUGCCCAAUGAACGGUGGCGUGUGACUUUCAUUAAUGAACAUUAUGGACUGUGUGACACCUAUCCAUCACUCUUAGUAGUGCCAUAUAAUGCAACAGAUGAUGAUCUCAAGAAAGUUGCUGCCUUUCGGUCUCGAAGUAGAAUCCCGGUUCUGUCAUGGAUUCAUCCAGAGAAUCAAGCUGUUAUUAUGCGCUGCAGUCAGCCCCUUGUUGGAAUGAGUGGCAAACGGAAUAAAGAUGAUGAAAGAUACCUUGAUAUCAUCAGGGAAGCUAAUGGACAAAUAUCAAAACUGACCAUCUAUGAUGCUAGGCCCAAUGUCAAUGCAGUUGCCAACAAGGCAACUGGGGGAGGAUAUGAAAGUGAAGAUGCAUAUCCCAAUGCGGAACUCUUCUUUUUGGACAUUCAUAAUAUUCAUGUCAUGCGGGAAUCUUUAAAGAAGUUGAAAGACAUUGUUUAUCCUAAUGUGGAAGAAUCACACUGGUUGUCUAGUCUGGAAUCAACCCAUUGGUUAGAACAUAUAAAGCUUGUCUUGACAGGAGCUAUUCAAGUGGCAGACAAGGUAUCCUCAGGAAGGAGCUCUGUGUUGGUUCACUGCAGUGAUGGCUGGGACCGGACAGCACAGCUAACGUCGCUGGCCAUGCUGAUGCUAGAUAGCUACUACAGAACAAUAGAAGGUUUUGAAGUUCUGGUGCAAAAGGAGUGGAUAAGUUUUGGACACAAAUUUGCAUCGAGAAUAGGCCAUGGUGAUAAAAAUCAUGCCGAUGCAGACAGAUCUCCCAUCUUUCUCCAGUAUAUUGAUUGUGUGUGGCAGAUGUCUAAACAGUUUCCUACAGCAUUUGAAUUCAAUGAGCAAUUCUUGAUUACAAUCCUGGAUCACUUGUACAGCUGCCGGUUUGGUACUUUCUUGUACAACAGUGAAUCUGUUAGAGAAAAAGAGAAAGUGACUGAGAAAACAUUGUCAUUGUGGUCUUUGAUAAACAGUGAAAAAUCUAAAUUCACCAACCCUUUUUAUACUAAAGAGCUAAAUCGAGCACUCUAUCCAGUAGCCAGUAUGCGUCAUCUAGAACUUUGGGUCAAUUAUUACAUCAGAUGGAACCCAAGAAUUCGACAACAACAGCCAAAUCCAGUGGAGCAGCGUUACAUGGAGCUUCUUGCAUUACGUGAUGAUUAUAUGAGGAGACUUGAAGAACUACAGAUCACAAAUAAUUCUAAGAUACCCAAUUCAUCAGCCUCGUCAGCAUCUCCCUCGCAAAUGAUGUCCCAAGUACAAACACAUUUUUGAAGAAAAUAUUGGCUUCUGUCUACACUGUAAUAGCAAGAGGAGGUUAGCAUAGAUGUGUAGUGUAAAGACAAAUGUUUUAAUGCCUUACAUUGGAUUGUGACAUUGGACUGUGUCCUAACACAAAAUAUUUCAGACUGCCUUCAUUUAAGGAGGUUUUCAAAACAUGCAAAACCAACUCUUUAAUUACGUGCCUUUCAGAACCUGUGGAUUGGGAACAUUAAUAACCGACCUAUAGUUAUGGAGUGCUUAAGAGUUAUUUUGGAAAGUUCUGUAAGAACUUAUUAUUUCUGUAAGAAUGCUUUAAUUUAUAACACUGAUGGGUCAUAUUCCUGUAAGGAACUUCAUGCUCAGUCUUACAUGUUGUGGAUAAAUGUGCUGAUGUCAACAGGAAUAUUCACAUUGUGUAAAAUUAGGUAUGUGUGUAAUCCUUUUAGGAAUAAGACUGUGGACUUAAGACAAAAAUAAAUUAUAACUUAAGAUUUCAGACAGAAGCGUUGAUGUUCUGGUUGCAUGGGGAUCCCAAGUUUUCUAUUUUAAAUUAAAUUAAAAUAUGGAAGAAAUUUCUCUAAUAUACUUCUAAUUAAACAGUUCAAAUUGCUCAAUAGGUGUCAAUCAAAGAAAAAUCGAAUUUUUAUAUUAACUUUUUUUAAACAAAAAUUGAACUGGAUUCUGAGAAGUCUUUUUUUGGUUAAUGUUGUAUGUUACAGUAUAGUUACAGAGUGGUUUUCUAAAAAAGCAUGUAUAAUUAAAAGCAGACCCACAGGGACAUUGCCUAAAUAUCCAGCAAGAGCAAUUGUCUUAAAGCUUGUCUAUGUCUUCUAAAAUUAAAUGUGCCUAUAUAGAGCAGCUUUUAUACCAAAGUAGGCAAAAAUUCUCAGUUACAAAUACUGUUAAACUUGUAAAUGUAUAGCUUACUGUUUAAUGUAUAUUUAACUUUGGUUAAUGAAUUUAUUCUCAAGUAUUUAAAGGGACUUCAGUAUACAGGUUUGCAUAUAGUAUGUGCACUUACAUUGAAUCUUUAAAUGAAUUGUGGCUUGAAGCCUUAAUUUCAGAGGCUUCUUGUAAACCUUUCUAAUUUGCUCCUUCAGGUAUUUUUUUUAAUAGUUGCAAGCACUUCUUAUGACAGCACAAACCUUGCUACUUGAUAUUUAAUUAAUGUUUUGCAUAUUCUGAGAAGUUUUAAUGCUAUUCAGGCAAUCCAGGAAAUUUUGCAAUUCAAAAUAUAUAGAGGACUCUAAUAUUGUUAUUUUAAAGGAGAUGUUUGAUGCUUGAGGCUUCGAUCAUUGUAAAUUAUUGUACAUGUGUUGAGUUUUGAUCUGCAAAAUAUAAUAGAAUUAUGUAUAAAUUUAAGUUUUGUGCAAGUGUAUAUAUAAUAUAGUUUAUUAGAAAUUCUCCAAGUUUAUAAAGUGUAAAUAUUUUGCAUACGAAACUAAAUUUAAAGCUAUAGUUCCAUAAAGUUAGUCAAAGUUUAGAGGACAUCUGAAUAUUUUUAGAAACAGUAUUUUUUCAAAGAAAUAUACCACCUCUUUAAUUCAGUAUAUACACUGAAUUGCACUAUUUUUUUCAGGGAAGUUCCGAACAUACUGCAUGUGUGUUUUCUAAAUACACAUGACUUAUACACACUUAUUUUUGUCCUCUAAAUUUCAUUCUCCCUUGGAUGUUUUUCAGUGUUUUCCAAAAUAACAGCAUUUAAUUUUAAUCCUGUUGUCCCAUAAUCUUGGUAUGUUAAAAUAAAUGGGAUGCAUUGCAUCAGAUGAGGAAUGAUACAUGAUUGAUGAUGGUAACUUUACAUUUUGAAAACUCUGCAUACUCUGGUAUUUUUGCCUUCCACUUGUUUCUGGCCUAUAUAUGUAUAUAUAAAAAGCUAAUUUUAUUGGAAUGUUUAAAGUUUCUGUAUUUGAGUUGAAUGCAUUGAUGUCAUCUCUGAGCAAUGUGGAGAAGCUCAGAAAAUCUAAUAGUUUUUACUGUGUAAACACUACAUGAUAGCCCGUUGCAUUUGAGAAAGUGUAACGUAAUGGAAAGGAUGUUUUUCCCCGCUUCAUUUCCUGUGUGUUCUUCAUGUUACUGGUUCAGCUGAAUUUCAUUCUUUGAAAAUCUAACAUAGCUAUGUGUGCACUUGGAUUUUUUUUCAAGUCAAUGAAUAAAGUAUUUGUUUUAAUCCCAUUAAAAACA
This is a messenger RNA of Rhea pennata, 4205 nucleotides long. It is a transcript of the gene MTM1, whose product is annotated as myotubularin 1. The transcript has 15 exons. Gene Ontology annotation, molecular function: phosphatidylinositol-3-phosphate phosphatase activity; phosphatidylinositol-3,5-bisphosphate 3-phosphatase activity. Gene Ontology annotation, biological process: phosphatidylinositol dephosphorylation; muscle cell cellular homeostasis; mitochondrion distribution. Lineage: Eukaryota; Metazoa; Chordata; Aves; Rheiformes; Rheidae. The record is from RefSeq and is a predicted model, not a curated record. The coding region runs from base 222 to 2033 and encodes 603 amino acids. Gene Ontology annotation, cellular component: cytoplasm; membrane.